GUGGUUGAAGAUUUGAGUGGGAAUUCUUUACUUCGAUCUAAAACGAUAUUUUGUAUUUCAUAUUUAUGUUAUAAAACUAAUUUAAUUUUUAAAUUAACGAAAAUUCAUUAAUUAACAUUGAGUAUUAUGGGUCGCUCAAUGGACUCGUCAGACUCUGACGAUACAAAAGACUCAUCAUCAUCAAAAAGGCAGCAGUUAAAAAGUGGUACGACAAGAAAAGGAGAAAAGUCGUCCAAGAAAAGUCACCGAGACCGAGAUUCGUCCACCAGGGACAAAAGUGACCGUAAUAGCAGACGAGAACGAGACAAAGAUAAGGAACGAUCUUCUAGACGAGGGCAUCACAGGAAGAGAUCGUCGUCGGCAGAUUCAGACGAGGCGGAUCAAGAUUCCAAGUCGAGGUACGAAAGAUCUCAAAAGUCGUCAAAGUCAAAGUCGAGUAGGAGUGGCAGCAGUAAACGAAAGAAACGAAGCAGAAGUCGUAACAGAGGGCGAAGUUCAUAUCAUCAUCGUUCAGAACAGGAACACAAAAGCAGUAGUUCCAGGCGAAGGGAUCGGUCUUCUAGUUCAAGUUCAAGUGAUUCGUCACGGUCAAGUUCGUCUGGUGAGAGGGGAGCGUCGUCGAGUAGUAAGAGAGUAAGUGGUAGAGGGAGGGAUGGUGGGUUAGACAAACCGUCAAAAUCGGAGAAUCUUACGUCUGCUGCUUUAUUAGCAAAAAUUGAAGGUAGGAUAGCAAAAUUAGACCUGGCUGAGCAAGUUAAUCGAAUAAACGCGAUUGAAGAAAUUGAUAAUGAAGGAUUUGCUCCAAAGAGUUUCAAAACGUCGCGAGCCCCAAAACCCGAAGAUAUCCCGUUACCACCCAUGGAACUAAAAUCCAUUACUUUGGCCAGUUUGAAAAACGAGAUCCUUUGUCAUCCGAGCCUCGUCAUAUCUCAAAAACAACGCGAAGAGCAAUGGAUAAAACGCCUAUUUUCCUUACGACAAAAGCUAUUUGCUUCGGAUGGAGAGAAAAUUUCUAAUUUUUAGAUUUUGGAUAAUAUGUAUGUAUCGAUUCGUUGUAAUUUUUAUUUUUUAAUAAUAUUUGAUUAACAAGAA
This is a messenger RNA of Folsomia candida, 1092 nucleotides long. RefSeq names its product serine/Arginine-related protein 53. The coding region runs from base 127 to 1023 and encodes 298 amino acids. The record is from RefSeq and is a predicted model, not a curated record. The transcript is spliced from 4 exons. NCBI's taxonomy places the organism in Eukaryota, Metazoa, Arthropoda, Collembola, Entomobryomorpha, Isotomidae.